Messenger RNA from Octodon degus (degu), 2475 nucleotides. RefSeq names its product ubiquitin specific peptidase 46 (gene Usp46). Bases 80 to 1162 code for a protein of 360 amino acids. Gene Ontology annotation, cellular component: nucleus; cytosol. The transcript has 9 exons. The record is from RefSeq and is a predicted model, not a curated record. NCBI's taxonomy places the organism in Eukaryota, Metazoa, Chordata, Mammalia, Rodentia, Octodontidae. Gene Ontology annotation, biological process: protein deubiquitination. Gene Ontology annotation, molecular function: cysteine-type endopeptidase activity; cysteine-type deubiquitinase activity.
UUUGUGAUGAGGAGACUGCUGUGUUUUCACGCAGUCAGACAUACAUGUUCCCUGGACCCCUCUUCAGAGCUUUCUCUUGAUGAUGAAUUGCUUCCAGGGCACCAAUGCCUCUGCUCUGGAAAAAGACAUUGGUCCAGAGCAGUUUCCAAUCAAUGAACACUACUUCGGAUUGGUCAAUUUUGGGAACACAUGCUACUGCAACUCCGUGCUUCAGGCGUUAUAUUUCUGCCGGCCGUUUCGUGAGAACGUGUUGGCAUACAAGGCCCAGCAAAAAAAGAAGGAAAACUUGCUGACGUGCCUGGCAGACCUUUUCCACAGCAUCGCCACGCAGAAGAAGAAGGUCGGCGUCAUCCCACCAAAGAAGUUCAUUUCAAGGCUGAGAAAAGAGAAUGAUCUCUUUGAUAACUACAUGCAGCAGGAUGCACACGAGUUUUUAAAUUAUUUGCUGAACACUAUUGCAGACAUACUGCAGGAGGAAAAGAAACAAGAAAAGCAAAAUGGAAAAUUAAAAAAUGGCAACAUGAAUGAACCUGCGGAGAAUAAUAAACCAGAACUCACUUGGGUCCAUGAGAUUUUUCAGGGAACGCUCACCAAUGAAACCCGAUGCUUGAACUGUGAAACUGUUAGUAGCAAAGAUGAAGAUUUUCUUGACCUUUCUGUUGAUGUGGAGCAGAACACUUCCAUUACCCACUGUCUGAGAGACUUCAGCAACACAGAAACACUGUGUAGUGAACAAAAAUAUUACUGUGAGACAUGCUGCAGCAAGCAGGAGGCCCAGAAAAGGAUGAGGGUAAAAAAGCUCCCCAUGAUUUUGGCUCUGCACCUAAAGAGGUUCAAGUACAUGGAGCAGCUCCACAGGUACACCAAGCUGUCUUACCGGGUGGUCUUCCCUCUGGAGCUCCGCCUCUUCAACACCUCCAGUGAUGCUGUGAACCUGGACCGCAUGUAUGACCUGGUUGCUGUGGUCGUUCACUGUGGCAGUGGCCCUAAUCGUGGGCAUUAUAUUACUAUUGUGAAAAGCCAUGGUUUCUGGCUUUUGUUUGACGACGACAUUGUAGAGAAAAUAGAUGCUCAAGCUAUUGAAGAAUUCUAUGGCCUGACGUCAGAUAUAUCAAAAAAUUCAGAAUCUGGAUAUAUUUUAUUUUAUCAGUCAAGAGAGUAACUUAAAGAACUAUGGGACUAAUUCAAGUGGAGGGGGCAUUGUUCAAAGCACUAUUCCCCAGUUUCUCCGCAGACCCCCUUUCCUAGCGGCCCAGUAGCAUUAUCACUCCGAGUCUGAAUGGUCUGGCUGUGUUAAACUUUCUCCUCUUGUUUUACAUGCAGCACUACUCUUGGUUUUAUUUUGGUCUGAGGUAGCAUUAACUGCAAUCAGAUUGUCAUAAGAUUUAUAUGAGUAACAGUUGCUAAUUUGAGGAUUUAGGUGAAUGGUAUGCCACUUCUUAUGUCUGACUAAAUGAGAAUGACAUUUCCAGUGAAUGUCACAGUCUGCUUUAAGUGUUUAUGAAACUUCUGGGGUCUCCUUUCAGUGCAUUCCUUUAACUUGCCCCUGGAAACAUUGCUACACAGUUUUAGCUUGUUUGCUACUUUUUGGACAGAAGGAUGGAAGAAUUUGGUAGAUGUUUGUUCACCUUUUAGGGCUGCAACUAUAGCUUUAAGUAUGUGCAAGGGAAAAUGUUUAAAAGUGAGUAACCUUGAUGUUAAAAAUCAUCCUCCACGUAGAGCAGGGUGAAGAGAAGCUUGCGUGGUGGCUGGAGUCCGCACCAGGCUGUGCUGACCUAGCCACGGAAUUCCAGGGGCUGCGAAGUUGUGGAGCUCAGGGCAGGCAAAGCCAACAGGAAGAAGUUUCUGUGGACAGUAAAAAGAUUGCUUUUCUUAUCUUUUUACCAAAACCGAGUUUCAGGAAAAUACUUCAAUGCUGUUAAUUUUUAGUGACACUUUUCUUCUGUAAGGUCCUGUGAGUUGUACUUGUCCCGUUCCUGGCACUGCUAAGCUUCUCGAGCUGACUUUCCCAUCCUGCUGAUGUCUCGCGGUCGGCGGUCCCAGGGUGGAGACACCAUGCUGACUGCCCCUGGCACCUCUCUCCGCAGCCUGCCAGCACCGCCACCUUCCAGUGGGGAAGGAGUGGCAGCACUGUACCUUUAUGCCUCGGCCACCUCACCAGCUUACUUGGUUCAUGCAUUCAGUCUGUUCCCUGAGGCACUGGUGAGUUCCAGGGCUCGGGUGGAGCCCUCGAUAGAGGCAGUGCUGGAGUCGGCUGGGUGUGAGGGGGGUCGACGGGAGCGUCGUCGGGCUGCUGGAGCCGUGAACAAGACGGCAGCUGUUUCUCUGGCUCAGACUCCUAGGAUGCUCAACAAGACAGUUUUUUUGGAAGAACCUCAUCUCACUAUGGUUACUUUUACCUUUUCCACUUUUGUUACAUAUGUAUUUAUUAGAGCAUUUGAGUAUUGGUACCUUUUAUUAAAAAGGUCAAUUUGG